Messenger RNA from Sphenostylis stenocarpa, 156 nucleotides. NCBI's taxonomy places the organism in Eukaryota, Viridiplantae, Streptophyta, Magnoliopsida, Fabales, Fabaceae. The record is from the annotation of a GenBank genome assembly.
AUGAAUGGGGUUGGAGGUGCCGUGCGAAAUUGGCCGUGCGUGGCUCUUCCACGGAGCCUCUUAUUGGGCUCUAUGAAGAGGGUACUCAUAACCAUGUCGGAUGCAACAAAAGAAGGAGGAUCCCCAGCAGAUAAAGGUGGAGAAAGAUUGGUCUGA